Molecule: messenger RNA, 3202 nt
Organism: Wasmannia auropunctata (little fire ant)
Lineage: Eukaryota; Metazoa; Arthropoda; Insecta; Hymenoptera; Formicidae
Product: thyrotropin-releasing hormone-degrading ectoenzyme-like
Exons: 13
Coding region: 170-2839 (889 amino acids)
Biological process (GO): peptide catabolic process; proteolysis
Cellular component (GO): cytoplasm
Molecular function (GO): peptide binding; metalloaminopeptidase activity; zinc ion binding
Source: RefSeq, a predicted model, not a curated record
CACAGUUUGAAAUUUGCAUCAGAGAUUGACAUUCGAGUCAGUCGGUGAUCUCUCGAGACGGCAAUAAGACGGCAGUCGCAAUUACGCUGGUAUAUCUCUGACAUUAACGGCUCAUGGCAAUAACCGUAAUUAAUUGAUUAAAUCAUAGAUACGUAAACCGAAUGCCAACAUGGGAUUCCUAAAGUUGUUAUUAAAUAUCGGUGGCCUAAUAUUGGUCACAAGCACGGUAUUUUGCAUCGAUCAUAAUUUGAAAAUUCAUCGUUUACCCGGCAACGCGAUACCAAUUCAUUAUAACAUUAAACUGACACCGCAACUCGAAGAAAGCAAUUUUUAUGGUGAAUCGAAUGUCAGUAUCGAAAUUCGUCAUGUAUCGUCAAAAAUAAGCUUACACUCGAGUGAUUUAAAAAUAAAUCAAGCGGCGACAAAGUUGAUUAAUGACAUCGGAACAGCUUAUAAACCGAUGAAACAUAUUCAUGACGACAUAACAAAUAUUUUGACACUUACUUUCGACAAUGCAUUAUCGCCCGGUCUUUAUACUCUGAACAUGAAAUUUGCCGGUAAUCUAUCUGACAAGUCUCUAAAAACAGGUUUUAUGAAAUUUCUGAACACAGAUAAAGAAGGAAACGCCACACUGUUAGCCAUAACACAAUUUGAACCGAAUGGAGCCAGACGAGUGUUUCCCUGUUGGGACGAGCCAGCGUUAAAAGCCACUUUUGACAUCUCCGUAAGGCAUCAUCAGAAAUACAAGGUAUUGUCAAAUAUGCCAAUACGAGAGGAAUUUUUAGAACAAAAUAGCAUGAUGCGGACACAUUUCAACAUCACACCAGUAAUGUCCACUUAUCUCGUGGCGAUUGUGAUUUCGUUCAAUUUCGUCCGCGUUGGGAACGCGAACGAGACCAUCAAUAUAUGGUGCAGACCGUCCAUGAUAUCACAAGUCAGAUUUGCACAUAGUCUUAUCAAGAAAAUCGUGCCACUCAUGGUCGAGUAUACUAAUAGUUCCGAAAAGAUACCGAAAACGGAUUACGUCGUGGUACAGGAUUAUGUGCAUGACGGCAUGGAAAAUUGGGGACUCAUUGUUUACAAUGAAUCAAAAUCUAUCUACGAUCGUAUCACACAACCAACAUACCAAAAGAUAAAAGUAGCGUCGUUAAUAGCACACGAAAUCGCCCAUCAAUGGUUUGGCAAUUUGGUCACUCCAUCUUGGUGGUCCUACUUGUGGUUAAGCGAGGGACUUGCAAUAUUCGUCAAAACGCACAUCCUUAGCAAAAUUUAUAAAGAUUGGCGAACGAUGGAUUUUCUUGUGAUUCAGACCUUACACGAUGCUAUGCUCUUAGAUACUGGUUUUUUGAAUUCUGUCACAAUAAAACUUAACGGUACCUUUGAAAAACUACAGCUGUUUUCUCAUGAAGUUUACGAAAAAGCGCCAGUUUUAUUACGCAUGUUACAUCAUACAAUUACUGACGAGGUAUUUCAAAAAGGUAUCAUCACGUAUUUGGCUACGCAUCAAUUUAGCUCGGUCACUCCGGACGAUUUGUGGAACGCUAUGCAAAAUGCUCUAGACGAAUCUGACAUCCCGCACGAAGAUUACAAAGUAAAGGAAAUGAUGGAUACAUGGAUGAAUCAACAAGGUUAUCCUGUAGUGAACGUAAUGACAAACGAAACUGGCGAAGUGACAAUAUCACAAAAAUGUGUCCAGUCAAUUAUAGUCCAUAAUAAAGUUAUCAGUUGUAAUACAUGGUGGAUACCCGUGUCAUUCGCAACGCAUUCCAAUCCCGAUUUCUCCAAUACUGUGCCCAGUCAUUGGUUACGACCAGAUCAAAAUAUAAGCCUUCAAAUUAAUCCAGAUGAUUGGAUUAUUCUCAAUUUGCAACAAACUGGAUACUAUCGUGUCAAUUACGAUACCACGAAUUGGAACAAGAUUAUACGUUACUUAAAUUCUGACAACUACACGAAUAUACACGUUCUUAAUCGUGCACAAAUCAUCAAUGACGCAUUUUUCUUAAGGCUGGAGCAACAAAUGUCUAGAGAUCAAUUCUUCGAUCUUAUAAAUUACUUAUCGCGAGAGACAGAUUAUGUGGCAUGGUACCCAAUGUUUCAAAUUUUAACACGGCUGUCGCAGUCGAAGUAUCUUUUACUGCCAGAGAGCAGAGUUUUCUUGUCACACAUAAUUAAACUCCUUGACAAACUUAUUCAGAGCGUAGGAUAUGACGAAGAUUUUAGUGAUGAUAUCACAGAACAGAAAAGGAGAGACGCCAUACAGUGGGCGUGUGCUCUUGAUCAUACGGGAUGCAGGCAAGAGGCUGCCCUUAGAUUGAGCCAACAUCUCAAUUCUCCUACAAUUAAUAACUACACAAUGCUACCAUGGUGGCAAGAAUGGACGUACUGUGCUGGUAUGAUGAAAGCUACUGAGUUUGAUUGGAAUAAAAUGUUAAAAUUAUAUCAAAAAAAAUCUGAUAAAAUGAUAUUGAAAAGUUUGAGUUGCGUUGAAAAUCCUGUUAUCAUCAGAUAUUAUUUAAAUAUGACAGCAUUAAACACUUCAUUAUUUUCGGAUGAGAAUCAUUAUUUUGUUUUUAAUGCUAUUGUUAAAAAUCAUGCGGACAAGCCUUUGAUCCUUGAUUACAUAUUGAAUAAUUUUAAUAUUAUAAAACCUAGAUCAGUUGCUAUUGAUACAAUAAUGGAACUUAUUCUUAAAAAUCUUCAUUUUAAGGAAGCUAUUAACAAGGUGAAAAAGUUUUCAGAAACUAAUAUCAAUCAAGAUCCAUUGAUUUUAUCUAAAAUUCAAAAAUUAAUAGAAGAUCGAAAAACAGAACUUACAAUUUUUUCCCAAUUUGGACCUUAAAAAAACUGUUGCGCAAUAAUCCCAUAAAGCAUGGACUAUAACAAGAAAAUUAUUUUUAUCGUCACGCAAGUUCAUUUCGUUGUCAAAUAAGAAAUAUAACAAAAUUAUAUCUAUAUCGAACAGAACGCAAAGUUUUUAGCUAUAAUAAAUAAUAAACCUAUUGUAACUUUACAAUGCAUUAUCGUGAUUAUGAUUGUAUGCGCAUAAAAAUAUAUAUUUAUAAUGCAAAAGAUUAAAUUCUGCUGCAUCAUAUUCUUGCAUAAGCAAAUAUAUAUUAUUCUUAAACGGGGACUGAUAAGUGUCAAGGAUACAACAUGUAGAGAAUGCAAAUUUCAGAUGAAAAUAAAAUAAUUAUUAUACAAA